Branchiostoma floridae (Florida lancelet) is the source of this 1773-nucleotide messenger RNA. RefSeq names its product tripartite motif-containing 13-like. Gene Ontology annotation, biological process: positive regulation of DNA-templated transcription. NCBI's taxonomy places the organism in Eukaryota, Metazoa, Chordata, Leptocardii, Amphioxiformes, Branchiostomatidae. The coding region runs from base 448 to 1479 and encodes 343 amino acids. Gene Ontology annotation, cellular component: chromatin; nucleoplasm. Gene Ontology annotation, molecular function: zinc ion binding; ubiquitin-protein transferase activity. The record is from RefSeq and is a predicted model, not a curated record. The transcript has a single exon.
CUUUUUGCAAAAAGGUGGAAAAUUAUUACCCAGAAGCCUUUGGCAUGAACUUGUAACUUAGUCAUAGUCGACCGAAGGUCACUUUGUUGGUGCGCAUGUGUCGGCCAAUUACGUAUACGUGGAAAGGAAAUUACAGCUGGUUGACCGAGAUUUUUAUAGGUUGGAGACGGAAAACAAGACCUGACCGAGUCUCCGCUAUCGCGUGUCCACAGAGCGGCAGCCGCACUUGUGUGUCGUAUUUGGAGCUGCUCUCUCACUCACCUUGCGGUCAUAUUCGCUGAGAACGUCACGUCGGCGUCCCUUGGGACUUUCCAACAUCCAGUUCCGCAUUCUAGUUUCCAUACCUGGAGCACUUUUGCUGACUCCUUUUGUGUGAAAGCAAGACCAUUCUCUCCAAUCGUCAUUUCUCCUUGACACCAAGAAGUGAACAACUCGCACCUGAGUUAAAUGGCAUACGCAGCGGAGAUUCUGGAAGAAGGCCUGUGGUGUGAGAUCUGUCAUGAAACUUUCCGGCGCCCAAAAUCACUACCCUGCGGCCAUACGUUCUGCGAGGAGUGUCUUACAGAGUUGGCAGGAAGCUUAAGAGACCUUUGCUGCCCUCUCUGCCGCCGUGAUGUGUCGUUGCCCGUUGACGGUGUUGCAGGCCUGCCGACUGACUACCGACUCGCAAAGAUGAGUGAGAAAUUCUCAGAAGUAACAGCUGACCAGGGACAAUGUGUCACACAGCGCUGUGACUACCACCCUUACGAGCAUCUUAAGUACUUCUGUAAGACUAAGGCUUGUGGCGUCCCUAUAUGUGGGCAGUGUAUUGAAGAUUCUCACGGCGGGCAUAGCAUUGUUGUAGUGAAGCAGGCAGUUGAGAAGCGGAUGAAGAAGGUCAAUUCAUUGCUGAAGGAGACGAAGGGACAAAUAGACAAACAUCGCGAGCGCCUGCUGGAAAUACAACAACUUAAGGACAAGAUCAAAGACGCCAAGCGUCAGAGCAAGGAGACCAUUCUGGAAUCGUAUGCAGAAAGGGUGAGGCUACUCGUCGAAGACAAGGACAAGCUUCUUAGCGACGUUAAGCAAAGUUAUCAAGACGUCUUGAAGGACUUAAACGCGGAGAAAACCGCAGUGCAACAACAGAUGACAAGACUGGAAGAAGUCGUCAAAGAUGUCGAGCAGACCAAAACAAAAGAUGCGGUCAAGUUUCUCCGUCGUGAUCUUGAGCCAAACGGACUUCGAGAUAAACUGAAAGAAACCAAAGUAGACCUGCCCUUUCCUCCUUUGGAAUACAGGGCCACCCUCAGCUUUAGUCCACAAAAGAUCAAGAAGGAGCAACUGGUUAACGGAGAGUUGGUGCCAGAGGUCUUCACCAGUGGUAGGCAGACUUUAGCUACGCGUCUUUCUGACACCGUCCGACAAAGAUUUCGCGGAGUUAGGGACACAUGGGACAGGGCCCCCUGGCGUUCCAUUUCCGUUCCCAACUUGAGGCCAUGACGCAAUUAAUUUUGACUCAGCCAUUAAGAAACAUGGUCAUCUGAAGAUUUCAAGGUGACACCCUAACGUAAGUAAAAAUCAUGGAGGAACAAUGCGUUACAAAUACCGAGGAUUCUGCCUUUGUAAAAGGUACUGGCAAGUUUAUUUAAUUCUUCUCAGACAACCAUAUGUAAAGGUCCCUGUCUCGUAUGAAAGGUUAUAGCUUAUAAUGAAUGAAGUUGAACUGUAAGUUCUAACACAAGGAUUUGGACUGACCAGUCCAGUCUUUGUCACGAUGUCAAGGACUGGACAAUU